CUUGAACCAUUUCGUGUCAAGGCUGUUCUUUGAACACAGGAUGGUCCUAAUACUAACCUUUCUUUCUUUCAUAAUAAUACUUGAUUUUUCGCCUUCGUGCUGAAAAAUGAAUUGAUGCAGCAAACAGCAAUUGUAAAUACAAAUUGGUUUUAAGUUUAAAUUACGGUGUUAUUUUAUUUUGUAAGAGAUGGCUGAAACAGAUAAUCUCUCUGAAGUAUUUAAAGUUCCAACUGCGCAUCCUGUACAGUCUCUUUCUGGUGAUAAUUUGUCUUCAAAGAAAAAUAAUGUUAAUGAAUCGGCUUCAAGCGAUACCGACCCAGUAAGUCAGAAAACUUCAAAAGAAAGCGUCCCGUUACCAUAUAAUGAACCCGAAUGGGGUGGUACACCGCCACCUGAGUACGAAUUUGAGGUAAUUAAGAAUGGUACUCUCGUCUCUACUUUUAAAAUCCGUACUUCUGUCGUGGUAUUUGGUAGAAUGGAUGUUUGUGAUAUUGUAUUUGAGCAUCCUUCAGUUUCUAGGUACCAUGCUGUGUUACAAUAUUGCAAAGGAGACAGUUCACAUCCGAAGGGAUUUUAUUUAUAUGAUUUAAACAGCACUCAUGGAACAUUUUUAAAUAAGGAACAAAUUAAGCCGAAAAUUUAUUACAAAUUAAAAGUUGGAUAUGUUUUGAAAUUUGGUGGAAGCUCCAGACUGCAUAUUUUUCAAGGUCCUGAGGAAGAGGAGGAGACUCUGAAUAAAGAGGAAAGUGCAGUAACAAAUGAUGAUGUUUGUGACUGGGGUCUUUGUGAUGAUGCUGUGGAAGAAGAAGAAGAAGGUAUGGCUGAAAAUCCAUUUGCACUUUCAACCGCUAAUGAAGAACUUUACUUAGAUGAUCCCAAGAAAACAUUACGUGGAUGGUUUGAAAGAGAAGGCUAUGAACUAGAGUAUGAUGUAGAAGAAAAGGGCUACAGAACAUUUGUUUGUCGAAUUCAGUUACCGGUUGACACUCCUUCCGGAGAUUAUUUACCAGUAGAAGCGUCUGUGUCUGGUAAGAAGAAAGAAGCAGUUGUUGCUUGUGCAUUAGAAGCAUGUCGAAUGUUAGAUCGUUUAGGUUUGCUCCGUCAGUCUCACCAUGAAAGUCGGCAACGUAAGAAGAAAAAGUGGGAAGAGAAUGAUUAUUAUGAUAGUGAUGAAGAUACAUUUUUAGAUAGAACUGGUACAAUUGAGAAAAAGAGAGAAAUUCGCAAACGAAUGGAUAAAAAGCAAGAAGUGGAGACUCAUGAAACUAUCGAAGCUAAACUUAAAGCAGUUACUGAAGAAAUUGCUGAAAUAAGUAAUAAACUAUCUGAAUCUGUUGUAAAAAUAUCUACAGGUGAUAAUGAAGGUGACAAAGACUUACUUGAUAUAUACAUGUCCAAUUUAUCUGAAACAAAUCAAGGACCUAAGGACAAGAUUGAAAGGAGGAAAUUAAAGUUUAGAUUAGUUGAGGCUGAAAAAGAAAAGAUACAUUUAGAAAAGUUAUUAGAUAUUACGAGGCCUGCAAAAAUUCCAGAAAUUACAAAUAAAUUUCCAGGAAUGAUUGGUAAAAAGUUAAAAACAAAAUUGAAUUUACCUACUGUCAAACAAGAGAAAAUACCAGUAUUUGUUUCUAAGCAUAAAAAUGAAGAUAUGGAAGAAGUAGAGAGUGAUAUGGAAGAUGUAGAUCCUAAAAAUGAGUCAGAAUUUUGUGAAAAGCAAAACACUAGCUUAAGUCAUUCAGCUAUUGAGGAAAGCAGUAAAUUAACAAAUUAUGGACUUCUUAAACCUUCUGCUAAAAACAAUGAAGAUAAAAGAGCUCAACGGUGUGUUGUUAAAAACGUGGAAGAAGAUUCUGCGACUAAUGUAUCAAAUGAUAGGCAAACUUCAGAAACUGACUCUGAAAGAAAUAAAUCGGGCUCAAAUAAGAAGUGUAUUGGACCUGAGAAACCUGAUGAAAUUAUAUUAGAGAAUCAAAAAUCAGGGAAUAAUAGCAGUGUGAAUUCUGAAAAACAUAAAAGAAAAGAUAAUUCUAAAAAAGUUAAGCUAGAUAUUGAUGUCUAUGCUACUGGAAACUCGGAAUAUUCAACUUGGGUUCCUCCAUCCAAUCAAUCAGGAGAUGGUAUGACACAUUUAAAUGCAAAAUAUGGUUAUUAAACAUUAUACAUUAACAUAUUGUUAAGUUAUAACUACAGUAGAUGCUGUUUAAUAUGAUGACAGUUAAUAUUAUCGAUCAGAUAAUGCUAUGGAAUUGCCAAAGUCUUGCCCGUUUGUGUACGAAAACAUGAAAAGUAUGUUGCUAAUUGUGAUCAACAACUCACUUAAUGUGAUGAAACUGUCAGAAUAAAUUCAAAAUAGGUUAUAAAACUUGUCAGGCGACAGAGAAAUGUUAUCAAGUGAGUGUAAGUCGCUGAAGAGUUUGGUUUCAGUUUUGUUAAAUUUGAAGCAAAGAAGUAACAUUAAGUUUGAUAUAAAUUUGCAAUAACUCGGUUGAUUUUAAAGGUGAUCGGAUAAAGAUCGUUCUUCUUCGUCGAAAACCAACAACAACCAAAAAAAAAACUUUAAAAACGAUAAGUCCAUAAAAUUGCCUUUUUGCCUAAUUUUAAAUUUUACCAUGGCAUAUUCUCUCCUAAUGAGGAAUGCUCUUUGAGUAUUAAGAUUAGGAGUACUGCAUUGAUCAAAUAAUUUCUAAAAAUGUAAUGAAUAGUUCACAAAUAAACAUUAUGAACAGUUUACAAACAAACUUGCAUUUUCCUAAAUAAAUGUUGUAAAUAUAUAACUAAUUGUUUGUUUUUGGUUAUAUUUAUAUUAAACUGAAGGGCAUUUCUUUCUUAUUAUUUAAUAUUGUCAUUUGGUUACAAUGAUUGCAUUAAGUGGCACCUAAUGUAAAUUCAUUUCAAGCCAUAGCCAGAGACUGAUUAAAAUAAAACAAUCUAGAAAUUGUAGGCACAA
This is a messenger RNA of Stegodyphus dumicola, 2947 nucleotides long. RefSeq names its product kanadaptin. The record is from RefSeq and is a predicted model, not a curated record. Gene Ontology annotation, molecular function: protein binding; RNA endonuclease activity producing 5'-phosphomonoesters, hydrolytic mechanism. Lineage: Eukaryota; Metazoa; Arthropoda; Arachnida; Araneae; Eresidae.